CAUUUUCGUAUAGUUUUUCGUAAAUAAUGUAAAAAAGAAUUUGAUACAAAAAUAUAAGAAAUAAUAAUUAGGAAACUUUUGAAAGUAUCAUUUUAUAAUUAAAAUUUAAAUAAUAGUUGAACUCUGGAAAAUAUUGUGGUGAUUAUAAAUAAACUUAUGAUAUUUUAAAUUAUCUAGCAAAUCAUUUUUUUAAACAAGAAGGUAACAAACGAGGGACCCGCAUAGGCCUAUUCUCACAUGAGUACACCUAUAAAUUUGGAAUGUAACACCUCUCUAGCAACACCAAAAAAGAGAGACAAAUAUAGAAACAAAGUCACAAUAAAAAUGUUUCUAAACGCGAAAAGAAAGGUCAAUUUGAAUGGAGUGAUCUUAUUGUUCUCUACCUUCUUUUGUGCUGCAACCAUUCAACUAAAUCCAAUAACUACAAGAGAAAACAACAAUCCAGUGCCUUGUAACACUCACGGUUCAAGGGCUGCAGUGAUUAAUGGUGGAGACACUAAGCUAUCGGUCGAACAACGAUUUAUGCGACCCCGUCCACCAAACGCUUAUUGUGUGCGGAUCGAGGCGUGCAGCGAACUGCUGACUACUUCUCCAAGCGUGGAAAAGUACGAGACGCGUCCAUUCAGCGUGGGCGGAUUCAACUGGACUUUUAUCCUCCAACCGUCCGGGAACAAGACUAAUUUAGGGACUUGGAUCUCUGCAUAUGUUGCAAUAGAUCCUUCAGGGCUAGUUGGCGAAAAUCGCGAGGUUUAUGCAGAUCUCAAGUUUCUGGUAUAUAGCAAGGCUUACGAUCAGUACUUGACAUCUAUAGACACGGAGAUGAGGCGUUUCCAUCAAUUCAGAACAACUUGGGGGACUCCAAAUUUUACCCGACAUUUUGAUUUUAACGCUAAAGAUAAAGAGUACAUUUUCGACAAUGACCAAUGUGUAUUUGGUGUAGACAUAUCGGUUUAUCCUUACUUUAACAAAUGGGAAGUUUUGUCGAUCGAUAAGACGGUCUAUGGGCCUAAGUCAUGGAAGCUUAAGAAAUUCUCUACAUUGAUCAAAGACUUUUACAUGUCGGAUGAAUUCUCCAUCGGAGGAAAAAAAUGGGCACUUAAAGUGUAUCCAAAUGGUAAAGGUACUGGAGUGUUGAUAAGCUUGAAGAGUAACUUAAACGUGAAGUUACUAAAAUAAAGGAAGAGAUAUUACUAGGAAUUAUUUAGGAGUUAUCUAAAUAAUGUUUAGGAGUUAUCUAAGUUUAAUCCUAGUUUGAUUUGGAGUUAUCAAGUCAAGUCUCUAUAUAAGAGUUGCCAAUGGUGUGGUUAACCUAACGAGUUUUGAGAGAGAUUGAGAGGAGACUUUAGUUUUGAGAUAUUUUCUAAAGUAAUAAAGGAGAGUUAUUCUUG
This is a messenger RNA of Arabidopsis lyrata subsp. lyrata, 1388 nucleotides long. RefSeq lists its product as uncharacterized. NCBI's taxonomy places the organism in Eukaryota, Viridiplantae, Streptophyta, Magnoliopsida, Brassicales, Brassicaceae. The record is from RefSeq and is a predicted model, not a curated record. The transcript has 4 exons. Gene Ontology annotation, molecular function: protein binding. The coding region runs from base 238 to 1176 and encodes 312 amino acids.